This is a messenger RNA of Alexandromys fortis (reed vole), 18508 nucleotides long. RefSeq names its product zonadhesin (gene Zan). Lineage: Eukaryota; Metazoa; Chordata; Mammalia; Rodentia; Cricetidae. Gene Ontology annotation, molecular function: protein binding. Gene Ontology annotation, cellular component: extracellular matrix; membrane. The transcript has 78 exons. The record is from RefSeq and is a predicted model, not a curated record.
AUGGCUCCUCUAGUUUGGACUCUGACGCUGCUGGUGGGGGCUGCUUGGGGCCAGGACCAAGCACCUGCCCCCAACUCUUCAGACUGGAAACCGAUGGUGCGCACUUCGAGGGAGAGCUCCAUUCUCACGAAGUGUGACUUUGAAGAUAACACCCGACCUUUGUGUGACUGGUCUCAAAUGUCCUCGGAUGAUGGGGACUGGAUUCGAAUGACUGGACCCUCCCCCAAUGGCACUUCUGGCCCCCCCGGGGGCUACCCCAAUGGAGAAGGCUAUUACCUGCACAUGGAUGCCAGCACCUUCCCUCGGGGCGGAGUGGCACGUCUGCGCAGCCCGGACAUAUGGGAGCAAGGCCCGCUCUGCAUCCAUUUCGCCUUCCACAUGUUUGGGCUGUCAUGGGGUGCGCAGCUCAGGCUGAUGCUGCUCAGGGGUCGGAGGUACCACCGGCCCAACAUGCUCUGGAAAUAUGUGAAUACACAGAGUCCCUCCUGGAUGCCCACCACGGUCACCGUGCCAGCGGAUCGUGAUAUACCGAGCUGGCUGAUGUUUGAGGGCAUGAGGGGCAACACCGCCUACCUGGACAUCUCUCUGGAUGGCCUCUCUAUCCGGAAGGGCACCUGCAAUCAGAUAUGCAUGUCCCAGAUGUGCAACUUUGAUGCUCUAAACAAUCUCUGUGGCUGGAGCUGGGUCCCAACUGCCACCGGGGCCAAGUGGACUCAGAAGAAGGGAUCAUCAGGGAUACUGGGUGUGGGACCUGAUGACGACUUCUCUAGCCCUGGCAGUGGCUACUACAUGCUCCUGGACCCUACGAAUGCAAGACCAGGACAGAAAGCUGUACUUCUGAGUCCCCUGAGCCAUUCCAGUGGCUGCCUGACCCUGUCUUUCCAAUACAUAAUGCGCGGCCUGUCGGCUGGCGAAGGCCUUUUUGCCUAUGCUUCAUUCUUAGGCAACAUCCGGAAACACACUCUCUUCUCAGGACACCGUGGACUCGACUGGCAGUCUGUGUCUGUCAAUUAUACAGGACAGGGAAUGAUACAGUUCAUAGUGGUGGGUGUGUUUGGAGAGAAGCCAGAGCCAGCAAUAGCUGUGGAUUCCAUCAGCAUCUCUCCCUGUGGGGAGGGCUUUCCCCAGUGUAACUUUGAAGACAGAGUUCAUCCUUUCUGUGACUGGAACCACGUGGUAGGAGACGCCGGACACUGGAGCUGGGGGAGUAAAAGUGUACCUACCCCUAUCUCAGGACCCCCAAGAGAGUUCCCAUAUGGAGGGGAACAUUAUAUUUACUUCGAUUCAGCCAUGGUACCCGAGGUGAGACAGUCUGCCAGAUUGGUGAGUCCACCCUUCUGUGCCCCUGGGGAUGUCUGUGUGGAGUUUGCUUACCACAUGUACGGCCUUGGAGACGGCACCACGCUCAAGCUCCUGUUGGGGAGUCCUGCGGGCAGUUCUCCCAUUUCUCUGUGGAAACGUGUUGGGUCUCAGAGCACUGGCUGGGUGAACAGCUCUGUCACCAUUCUGAAGGGACAUCAGCAGCCCAUGGAGUUGCUUCUUGAGGCCACCCGGGGGACCAGCACUGCCUUUGUCAUCGCUGUGAAUUACAUCUUGAUCAGUCAUGGACCGUGUCGGGCUAAGAUAAAACUCGAGGGCCCAGCUUCUUCCCUUCCACCUAUUGGCUCUUCUGAAACCACAGUCCCUAUGCUCCCCAUAGAAACAACCACUGUCUCCACUGAAGAGACCAUGGCCUCCACAGAAAGAAUCAGCAUCCCUCCUGAGGAGACAACUACUCCCACAACACUGGUCACUGCUGCCACAGAAGUGAGCACUGUCUCUCCUGAAGAGGACAGCGUCCCUCCUGAGGAGAUCAUCCCUACAGAAGUAACCACUGUCCUUCCUGAACAGACCAGCGUCCCUCCUGAGGAGACCACCACCUCUCCAGAAGUGACCACUGUCUCCACAGCAGUGGUCACUGCUGCCACAGAAGUGACCAUUGUCACUUCAGAAGUGACCACUGUCUCUCAUGAAGAGACCAGCGUCCCUCCUGAGGAGACCACCACCUCUCCAGAAGUGACCACUGUCUCCACAGCAGUGGUCACUGCUGCCACAGAAGUGACCAUUGUCACUUCAGAAGUGACCACUGUCUCUCAUGAAGAGACCAGCGUCCCUCCUGAGGAGACCACCACCUCUCCAGAAGUGACCACUGUCUCCACAGCAGUGGUCACUGCUGCCACAGAAGUGACCAUUGUCACUUCAGAAGUGACCACUGUCUCUCAUGAAGAGACCAGCGUCCCUCCUGAGGAGACCACCACCUCUCCAGAAGUGACCACUGUCUCCACAGCAGUGGUCACUGCUGCCACAGAAGUGACCAUUGUCACUUCAGAAGUGACCACUGUCUCUCAUGAAGAGACCAGCGUCCCUCCUGAGGAGACCACCACCUCUCCAGAAGUGACCACUGUCUCCACAGCAGUGGUCACUGCUGCCACAGAAGUGACCAUUGUCACUUCAGAAGUGACCACUGUCUCUCAUGAAGAGACCAGCGUCCCUCCUGAGGAGACCACCACCUCUCCAGAAGUGACCACUGUCCCCACAGAAGUGACCACUGUCACUACAGAAGCAACCACUGUCACUGCAGAAGUGACCACUGCCUCUCAUGAAGAGACCAGCGUCCCUCCUAAGGAGACCACCACCUCUCCAGAAGUGACCACUGUCCCCACAACAGUGGUCACUGCUGCCACAGAAGUGACCACUGUCACUACAGAAGUGACCACUGUCACUACAGAAGCGACCACUGUCACUACAGAAGUGACCACCAUCUCUCCUGAAGAGACCAGCGUCCCUCCUGAGGAGACCACCACCUCUCCAGAAGUGACCACCGUCCCUCCUGAAGAGACCAGCGUCCCUCCUGAGGAGAUUGCCACCCCUCCUGAAGGGACCACCGUCCCUCCUGAAGAGACCAGCGUCCCUCCUGAGGAGACUGCCACCCCUCCUGAAGGGACCACCGUCCCUCCUGAAGAGACCAGCGUCCCUCCUGAGGAGACCACCACCUCUCCAGAAGUGACCACCGUCCCUCCUGAAGAGACCAGCGUCCCUCCUGAGGAGAUUGCCACCCCUCCUGAAGGGACCACCGUCCCUCCUGAAGAGACCAGCGUCCCUCCUGAGGAGAUUGCCACCCCUCCUGAAGGGACCACCGUCCCUCCUGAAGAGACCAGCGUCCCUCCUGAGGAGACUGCCACCCCUCCUGAAGGGACCGUCCCUCCUGAAGAGACCAGCGUCCCUCCUGAGGAGACUGCCACCCCUCCUGAAGGGACCACCGUCCCUCCUGAAGAGACCAGCGUCCCUCCUGAGGAGACUGCCACCCCUCCUGAAGGGACCAUUGUCCCCACUGAAGAGACCAGCGUCCCUCCUGAGGAGACUGCCACCCCUCCUGAAGGGACCAUUGUCCCCACUGAAGAGACGACUGUCUUUGCAGAGCAAUCUACUCCCAUUCAAAUGCCCACAACAGGUAAACCACCCUGUCCAAGCCCGUCACAGGUUCCAGGUGUCUCGAUGGCCCUGGCUGCAGGUAUAACUACCACAGAGAGCUGCCCUCCAAAUGCCCACUUGGAAUUGUGUGCGUGCCUUGCAUCCUGUGAGAACCCCAAGCCCCACUGCCACGCCCCCUGCAGAACUGGCUGUGUCUGCAAUCCUGGAUUUCUGUUUAGGAACUAUCAAUGUAUUAAUGCUUCUUCCUGCAAUUGCUUCUAUAGCAACAAAUAUUAUAAGCCUGGGGAAGAAUGGUUUAGUCCCAACUGCACAGAACGGUGCCGCUGCCUGCCCGGUAGCCGGAUGGAGUGUCAGAUCUCCCAGUGUGCGACGGACACGGCGUGCCUGCUGAAGAGAGGCGAAUAUGAAUGCCAGCCUUACGGUAGUGCCACCUGCCUGGUCUAUGGGGACCUUCAUUUUGUCACCUUUGAUGAGAGACACAUUAGCUUCACAGGAACGUGUACCUAUAUCUUGGCCCAGACCUGUGACAACUCCACAGAUUCAUUCUUUAAAAUAACAGCAAGCACCCAAGAACGGGGAGUAGAAGGCAUAUCAUCCCUGGACAGAGUCUUCAUCACCCUUCCGGAGACUACCAUUACCAUGACCAGUGGUAGACAAACACUGAUUGGAGACCAGAGAGUCACCCUCCCAGUGAUACCUUCUAAUAACAUCUAUGUGGGUCUGAGUGGGCGAUUUGUGGAGUUGAGGACGACAUUUGGUUUGCGUGUCAAAUGGGAUGGUGACCAGCAGCUUUUUAUGACUGUGCCCAGUACCUACUCGAGAAAACUCUGUGGUCUCUGUGGGAACUAUGACGGGGACAGCAGCAAUGAUAACCAGAAGCCAGACGGCACGAGGACACAGGAUGGGGACGAGCUGGGGAAGAGCUGGCAGUUGAAAGAGGAAGAGAACAAGGAUCUUGUUGACUGCUUGGGUUGGGUCUCUUCCAGGUGUCAGAACAAGAAGAGCCCCCCAUCUUGUGAUCCAGCCUUGGGAAGAACUAUGUCGGAGCACAAGUUAUGUGGCCAGCUUGUUGAUCCAAGAGGAACCUUUGAGGCAUGCCUGUUCCACAUGAAGGCCUCAUUCUUCUUGGAUAACUGUGUGUCGGACAUGUGUAGCUUCCAGGGGCUCCAGCAGAUGCUUUGUACUCAUAUGUCAGCCAUGACUGCUGUCUGCCAAGAUGCUGGCUAUGCCGUGAGGCCCUGGAGAAGACCCCAGUUCUGCCCCUUGGUCUGCCCUCAAAAUAGCAGGUACUCCCUAUGUGCCAAACCAUGCCCGGACACCUGCCAUCCUGGAUCUGCUCUCCAGCCCUGCCCAAAAAAGUGUGUGGAAGCAUGCGAGUGUGAGCCUGGCUUCGUGCUCAGUGGUUUUGAGUGCGUCCCUCGGAUCCAGUGUGGGUGCACCAGCCUCGAGGGACGCUACUUCAAGGUACAGGAGCAAUGGUUUAAUCCAGACUGCAAAGAGAUCUGCACUUGUGAUGGUAACAACAACGUUCGCUGCCGGCCCUGGAAGUGUAGGGCUCAGGAAGUCUGUAGCCACAGGAAUGGUGUGUUAGGCUGUCACGCCCAAGGUGCAGCCACCUGCAUUGCCUCAGGUGACCCCCACUACCUGACAUUUGAUGGAGCUUUGCAUCAUUUUAUGGGCACCUGCACAUAUGUACUGACGCAGCCUUGCUGGUCCAAUGCUCAUGACAACAACUUUGUAGUGAGUGUCACCAACGAGGUUCACGACGGCAACUUGGAAGUCUCCAGUGUCAAAGCUGUCCACGUGCAGGUCUUCGACCUCAAAGUCUCCCUGUUCAAAGGCCGAACAGUCGUGCUGAACAACCAACGGGUGGCACUACCUGUGUGGCCUCUGAAAGGACGGGUGACCAUUAGGUUGAGCGGCAUCUUUGUCCUGCUCUACACGAACUUUGGGCUUCAGGUUCGAUAUGACGGAAAGCACCUGGUGGAGGUGACAGUGCCUUCCUUAUACGCUGGCUUCCUCUGUGGGCUGUGUGGGAACUACAACAAUAACAGUUUGGAUGACAAUCUGCGUCCAGAUGGGAAGCCUGCAGGCAACUCACUUCUUCUGGGAGCUGCUUGGAAAAUACUUGAAGCUUCUGAGCCUGGCUGCUUUGUAGUCGGGGGCAAGUCCUCCAGCUGCCAAGAGAACAGCAUGGACGACGCCUGGACUAAAAAAUGCGCCAUCUUGAUGAACCCUAUUGGACCUUUCUCCAAUUGCCACGAAGCGGUGCCCCCGCAGGCCAGCUUCUCCAGUUGUGUGUACAGCCAGUGUGGGACCAAAGGAGACAUCCUGGCCCUGUGCCGCUCCCUGCAGGCCUAUGCAUCGCUGUGUGCCCAAGCUGGCCAAGUGAUUACCUGGCGCAACAGCACCUUCUGCCCUCUGAGGUGCCCACCCAGGAGCAGCUAUAACCCAUGUGCCAACCCCUGCCCAGCCACCUGCCUCACCCUAAGCAGCCCAAGAGACUGUCCAACCCUGCCCUGUGUCGAGGGCUGUGAAUGCCAGACAGGCCACAUCCUGAGUGGAACUACCUGUGUGCCCCUCAGACAGUGUGGCUGCAGUGACCAGGACGGCUCCUACCACCUGUUGGGGGAGAGCUGGUACACAGAGAAGACCUGCACCACCCUCUGCACGUGCUCAGUCCACAGCAAUGUCACCUGCAACCAAACGGCCUGUGAGGCCAACCAUGUGUGCUUGCGCCAGAAUGGGCUGCUGCGCUGUGCUGCAGAGAUGGGAGAGUGUCAUAUCUCAGAGGAUUCGCAGAUCGUGAGCUUUGAUGGCCAUAGCCAUCCUAUCCAAGACAUGUGUACUUACGUCAUGGUCAAAGUGUGCCACCCCAGCAUGAACCUGCCUUUCUUCACCAUCAGUGCCAAGGCCGACCAGCAUACCCACACCAAACCCAAGACCUUCGGUGUCUAUCAGCUAUACAUUGACAUCUUCAGCUUCCGAGUCACUCUGCAAAAGCACCAUUCAGUCCUGGUGAGCUAGAUCAAUGACACGCUGGUCACCCUUCCUGCCACGACCCAGAUCCCAGGAGUCAGCAUCACGACGGAAGACGUCUAUACCAUUGUCACAAUUAAGGACGAAGUUCAAGUCAAAUUCGAGAGCAACAAUUUCUUAGAUAUCAAAAUCCCUGCAUCCUCUAAUGGAAAGGUCUGCGGUGUGUGUGGGAAUUUCAAUGGUGAGGAAGAGGAUGAACUCAUGAUGUCCAGUGAUGAACUGGCCCAGGAUGAGCAGGAGUUCAUGGAGAGCUGGGCAGAUAAGCACAUCGACCCAAGUUGCCAGAAAAUCGAAGAGCAGAAUAUCCAGGUGGAGCAGCAGGAGAUCAUGAACGGAAACUGCAGGCCCGCUGACUUCGAGAAAGCCCAAGCAAACUGCAAGACUGCUCUCCAGGGUCCUACCUGGGCCCAGUGUGCUUCCCGGGUAUCCCUUAAGCCCUUCCUGCUGGGAUGUAUGAACAACUUCUGUGAAUUCAGAGAACUCUUCCGUGCCCUCUGUGAGGCUCUGCAGUCCUUCCAGGAUGCCUGCCAGAAACAGGGGCUCAAGCCACCUAUCUGGAGGAACAGCAGCUUCUGCCCUCUGGAAUGCCCUCCUCACAGCCACUACACAAACUGCCUUCCUUCCUGUCCACCUUCCUGCUUGGACCCCAACAGCCGCUGCGAGGGCUCUGGCCACAAAGUCCCCUUCACCUGCAAGGAGGGCUGCAUCUGCCAACCGGGCUAUGUGCUGAACAAUGACAAGUGUGUGCUCAAGACUCACUGUGGCUGCAAAGACGCCCAGGGUGUCUUCGUCCCAGAAGGCAAGAACUGGAUCUCCAGUAGCUGUACCCAGAACUGUGUCUGCAUUGGAGGGGCCAUUGAGUGCCAGAAUUUUCAGUGUCCCUCAGGGGCUCAGUGCCAGGACAAUGAAGAUGGCAGCAGCAAAUGCGUUAAAAUCACUCUGCAAUGCCCGGCCCACAGCCUCUACACCAACUGCCUUCCCGCAUGUCCUCCUUCCUGCUCCAACCUGGAUGGCCACUGCAGCGACACAAACCCCAAAGGGCCUUUCAUUUGCAAAGAAGGCUGCCUCUGCCACCCUGGCUUUGUGCUUGAUAAGAACAAGUGUGUACCCAGAACUCACUGUGGCUGCAAAGAUACCCAGGGUGCCUUCAUCCCAACAGGCAAGACUUGGAUGUCCACAGGCUGCACCCAGAGCUGUGCCUGCAUGAGAGGGGCCAUCAGGUGCCGAAAUUUCCAGUGUCCCCCGGGGACUCACUGCAAGGACAGCAAUGAUGGCAGCAGUAACUGUGUCAAAAUCACUCUGCAGUGCCCAGCACACAGCCAGUACACCGACUGCCUUCCUUCCUGCCUGCCUUCCUGCCUGGACCCGGAAGGACACUGUGAGAGUGCCAGGACCAGGGCCCCCUCCGCCUGCAAGGAGGGCUGUGUCUGCCAACCUGGCUUUGUGCUGCAUGAUGACAAGUGUGUGCUCAGAACUGAGUGUAGCUGCCAAGACACUCAGGGUGCCUUCAUCCCAGUAGGCAAGAGCUGGAUCUCCAGAGGCUGUUCCCAGAGUUGUAACUGCAUGGGAGGGGUCAUUCGAUGCCAGAAAUUCAAGUGUCCCUCAGGGACUUUCUGCCUGGACAACGAAGAUUAUACCAGUAACUGUGUUGAAAUCACUAUGCAGUGCCCCGCCCACAGCCACUACACCAACUGCGUGCCAUCUUGUCUGGCUUCCUGCUCAGACCCAGAAGGCCACUGUGAGGGGAUCAGCACCAGAGCCCCCUCCACCUGCAAGGAGGGCUGUGUCUGUGACCCUGGCUUUGUGCUGCAUGACGGCAAGUGUGUGCUCACGACUGAGUGUGGCUGCAAGGACGCCCAGGGUGCUCUCAUCCCGGCAGACAAGACCUGGAUCAACAGAGGCUGCACCCAGACCUGCACCUGCGUGGGAGGGGCCAUCCACUGCAGGAAUUUCCAGUGUCCCCCGGGGACUUACUGCAAGGACAUCGAGGACGGCAACAGUAAAUGCAUCAAAAUCACUCUGCAGUGCCCAGAACACAGCCUGUUCAUCAACUGCCUUCCCGCCUGCCAGCCUUCCUGCACGGACCCUGAUGGCCGCUGUGUGGGAUCCAGCACAAAAGGUCCCUCCACCUGCAAGGAGGGCUGUGUCUGUGAAUCCGGCUACAUGCUGAAUGACGGCAAGUGUGUGCUCAGAAAUCACUGUGGCUGCAAGGACGCCCAGGGUGCUCUCAUCCCGGCAGACAAGACCUGGAUCAACAGAGGCUGCACCCAGAGCUGUACCUGCGUGGGAGGGGUCAUCCUGUGCAGGAAUUUCCAGUGUCCCUCAGGAACUUACUGCAAAGACAUCGCGGAUGGCAACAGCAACUGUACCAAAAUCACUAUGCAGUGCCCCGCCCACAGCCACUACACCAACUGCGUGCCAUCUUGUCUGGCUUCCUGCUCAGACCCAGAAGGCCACUGUGAGGGGAUCAGCACCAGAGCCCCCUCCACCUGCAAGGAGGGCUGUGUCUGUGAACCUGGCUUUGUGCUGCAUGACGGCAAGUGUGUGCUCAGAACUGAGUGUGGCUGCAAGGACGCCCAGGGUGCUCUCAUCCCGGCAGGCAAGACUUGGAUCUCCAGAGACUGCACCCAGAGCUGUGCCUGCACAGGAGGGACCAUCCAGUGCCAGAAUUUCCAGUGUCCCCCGGGGACUCACUGCAAGGACAACAAUGAUGGCAGCAGCAACUGUGCUAAAAUCACUCUGCAGUGUCCAGACAACAGCCACUAUACCGACUGCCUUCCCUCCUGCCCACCCUCUUGCUUGGACCUGGAGGGCCACUGCGAAGGCACCAGUCCCAAAGUCCCCUCAACUUGCAAGGAAGGCUGCCUCUGCAACUCUGGCUUUGUGCUCAAUAAGGACAAAUGUAUACCCAGAAUUCAGUGUGACUGCAAAGACGCCCAGGGCGCUCUUAUCCCGGCAGGCAAGACCUGGACUCCUAGAGGCUGCACCGAGAGCUGUACCUGCACAGGAGGGACUGUCCAAUGCCAGAAUUUCCAGUGUCCUUCAGAGACUUACUGCAAGGACAACGAUGAAGGCAACAGCAACUGUGUGAAAAUCACUCUGCAGUGCCCGGCCCACAGCCACUUCACGGACUGCCUUCCUUCCUGUCCACCUUCCUGCUUUGACCCUGAUGGCCGCUGUGAGGGAACCAGCCCUAAAGUCCCUUCCUGCAAGGAGGGCUGCCUCUGUCAACCUGGCUAUGUGUUGGGUAAUGACAAGUGUGUGCUCAAAAUUGAGUGUGACUGCAAGGACGCCCAGGGUGCUCUCGUUCCGGCAGGCAAGACCUGGAUCUCUGCAGGCUGUACCCAAAACUGCACCUGUGUGGAAGGCGCCAUCCAGUGCAGGAAUUUCCAGUGUCCCCAAGGGACUCACUGCAAGGGCAGCAAUGAUGGCAGCAGUAACUGUGCUGAAAUACCUCUGCAGUGCCCCGCCCACAGCCACUUCACCAGCUGCCUUCCCUCCUGUCCACCUUCCUGCUCAAUUAUGGAUGGCCACUGUGAGGAAUCCAGCUCCAAAGUCCCCGCAACCUGUAAGGAGGGCUGUGUGUGCCAGCCUGGCUACUUACUGAAUAAUGACAAGUGUGUGCUCCGAAUUCAGUGUGGCUGCAGAGAUGCCCAGGGUGACCUCAUUCCUGCAGGCAAGACCUGGCUCAACAGAGACUGUACAGAGAGCUGCAACUGCAUGGGAGGGACCAUCCAGUGCAGGACUUUCCAGUGCCCCCUGGGGACUGACUGCAAGGACAGCAAUAAUGGCAGCUAUAACUGUGUCAAAAUCACUCUGCAAUGUCCUGCCCACAGCCGCUACACAAACUGCCUUCCCCCAUGUCCACCUUCCUGUACUGAUCUGGAUGGCCACUGUGAGGGCACCAGCCCCAAAGUCCCCUCCACCUGCAAAGAGGGCUGCGUCUGCCAGCCUGGCUAUGUACUGCACAACAACAGGUGUGUGCUCCAGAUGCACUGUGACUGCAGAGACGCCCGGGGCGACCUCAUUCCGGCAGGCAAGACCUGGGUCUCCAGUGGCUGCACCCAGAGCUGUACCUGCAUGGGAGGGGUUGUCCAAUGUCGCAGCUUCAACUGCCCCCCAGGGACUCAGUGCCAGAAUGGCCCAGAUGGCAACAUUAACUGCACCAAAAUCGUCAAUGUGAAGUGCCCCGCCCACAGCCGCUACACCCACUGCCUUCCCUCCUGUCCACCUUCCUGCUCAGACCCAGAGGGCCUCUGUGGGGGCACCAUCCCAAAAGCCCCCUCCACCUGUAAAGAGGGCUGCGUCUGUCGAUCUGGCUUUGUGCUGCAUGACGGCAAAUGCAUACUCAGAAUUCAGUGCAGCUGUAGAGAUGACCAGGGUGUUCUCAUCCCGGCAGACAAGACCUGGCUCUCCAAAGACUGUACCCAGAACUGUACCUGCCUGGCAGGAGACAUACGUUGCCGGAAUUUCCAGUGUCCCACUGGGACUCACUGCAAGGACAGUGAUGAUGGCAGUCAUAAUUGUGCCAAAGCUGAUAAGGAAAAUGGAGAGGCUCUGCAGUGCCCAGACCACGGCUACCACACCAGCUGCCUUCCUUCCUGCAUCCCAUCCUGCUCCAACCUGAAGGAGCACUGUGAGGUCACCAGCCUCAAAGACCCCUCCACUUGCAAGGAAGGCUGCCUCUGUCAGUCCGGCUUUGUGUUCAACAGGGACAAGUGUGUACCCAGAAUUGAGUGUGACUGCAAAGACUCCCAAGGUGCUCUCAUCCCGGCAGGAAAGACCUGGAUUGCUACAGGCUGUUCCCAGAGAUGUACCUGCAUGGGAGGACUUAUUCAGUGCAGGGGCUUCCAGUGCCCCUCAGGAACUCAGUGCCAGGACAUCGAGAAUAACAGCAGCAGUUGUGCUGAAAUCACUGGACAGUGCCCAGCUCACAGUCGCUAUACCAGCUGCCUUCCCUCCUGUCUGCCUUCUUGUCUGGACCCCGAUGGCCUCUGCAAGGACACCAGCCCCAGAGCCUCCCCCACUUGCAAGGAGGGCUGUAUCUGUCAAUCUGGCUACAUACUGAGCGGUGACAAGUGUAUUCCCAGAACUCAGUGCAGCUGCAAAGAUGCCCAGGGUAACCUCAUCUUGGCAGGCAAGACCUGGAUCUCCAGUGGCUGCACCCAGAGCUGUGCCUGCAUCAAUGGGACCAUCCAGUGCCAAAAGUUCAGCUGCCCCUCGGAGACCCACUGCCAGCAUAGUGAUGAUGGCAGCAGUAACUGUGCGGCCAACACCUUUCAAUGCCCAGCCCACAGCCACUUCACCAACUGCCUUCCUUCCUGUUUACCCUCCUGCUUGAAUCCCGAUGGGCACUGCGAGGGCACCAGCACCAAAGUCCCUGCCGUCUGCAAUGCAGGCUGCCUCUGUCAACCUGGCUAUGUGCUGAAUAAUGACGAGUGUGUGCCCAGAAUCCAGUGUGGCUGCAAAGAUGUCCAGGGCACUCUCAUUCCAGAAAACAAGACGUGGAUCACUGGUGAAUGUACCCAGAGCUGUACCUGCAGAGGAGGGACUGUCCAGUGUCAUAACUUCAAAUGCCCAACAGGGUCCCAUUGCGAGUACAAUAAAGAUGGCAGCAGAAGCUGUGUCACCAGCGCUCUGAAAUGUCCGGCCCGCAGCUUCUACACCAGCUGCCUCCCAUCCUGUCUACCUACCUGCUCGGAUCCAGAGGGCCUCUGCCAGGGCUCCAGCCCCAGGGUCCCCUCCCCCUGCAAGGAGGGCUGUGUCUGUCGAUCCGGCUACGUGCUGCAUGACAACAAGUGUGUGCUCAGAAUUCACUGUGGCUGCAAGGACGCCCGGGGCAACCUCAUCCAGACCGGCCAGACAUGGAUCUCUACUGACUGUACCCGGAUUUGUGCGUGCAAGGAAGGACUCUUUCAAUGCCAGAACUUCCAGUGCCCCUCAGGGACCCACUGCCAACAAUAUCAAGACGGCAGCAGUAACUGUGUCUCCGACACGCUGAAGUGCCCAGCCAACAGCCUCUACACCAGUUGCCUUCCCUCCUGUCUGCCUUCCUGCUCCAACCCAAAAGGCCACUGUGAGGGCGUCAGCCCCAAAGACUCCUCCACCUGCAAGGAGGGCUGUGUCUGUCGACCUGACUACCUGCUCAGUGAGGACAAGUGUGUACCCAGAAACCAAUGUGGCUGCAAAGAUGCCAAGGGUGACCUCAUCCCAAUAGGCAAGACCUGGCUCUCCAGUGGCUGCACCCAGAGCUGUACCUGCGUGGAUGGAGCUGUUCAGUGCCGGAAUUUCAGCUGCCCCACAGGGUCCCACUGCCAGCACAGUGAUGACGGCAGCAGUAACUGUGCGGCCAACAAACUGGAAAAAUGUACCAUCUUUGGGGACCCCUAUUACCACACUUUCGAUGGCUUCUCCUACCGCUUCCUGGGUCGGAUGAACUACUAUCUCAUAAAGACAGUGGACAAACUCCCAGAGGGGAUGGAGCACCUGGUCAUAGAGGGGCGCAACAAAAUAUCCCCCAAAGGGAGUCCAACCUUGCAUGAAGUGACCACGAACGUCUACGGCUAUAAAAUACAGCUCCAAGAAGGGCUGGUGGCUUUGGUCAACAACCAAAAGGUGGCAAUCCCCUACAACCCAAAUGACCGCCUGGGGGUCUUCCUGCGGGCGCAGCGGCUGUUUCUCCUCACUGACUUUGAAAUGGUGGUGGACUUCGACGGGAAGCACACUGCAGUGAUCUCCUUGCCUACCAUGUACCGUGGGCUGAUACGGGGCCUGUGUGGAAACUAUGAUAAGGACCGAGCCAAUGACUUGAUGCUGCCCAGUGGAACACUCACCUCAAACAUCAAUGCCUUUGGCAACAGUUGGGAGGUGAAGAUGGUGAAAGCCCUCUUACGAUUGCCAAGGGCCCUACCAGAAGAAGGGGGAGAGGAAGAGUCUGACCCUCUGCCGUCAGAGUGCAGCCCAGAGCAGACAGCGCUCCUCAGCAGCACCCAGGCCUGUAGGGUGGUGGUGGACCCCCAGGGUCCCUUUGCUGCCUGUCACCAGAUUGUAGCCCCAGAGCCCUUCGAGCAACACUGUAUGUCCGACGUGUGCACUGGUUGGAAAACCAAAGAAGAAGAGGAGUUUCGAUGCCGGGUCCUCAGUGGAUACGCAAUCAUUUGCCAGGAGGCAGGUGCCAACACAACUGGCUGGCGGGACCAGACGCACUGUGCCAUGACAUGCCCUGCCAGUACUGUGUACCAGCCCUGUAUGACGCCCUGCCCAGCAUCCUGUGCCAAGUUUGUGACCCCCAAGGCCUGUGAAGGUCCCUGCAUGGAAGGCUGUGCCACCAUCCCGGGCUACAUCUACAGUGAUACCCAGAGCCUCCCAGUGACACAGUGCGGCUGCACCACCAAUGGCCUCUAUUACAAGCUAGGUGACAGCUAUGUGACUGAUGACUGCUCCCAGCAUUGCACCUGCGCAAGCCAGGGGACCCUGCUGUGUGAGCCCUAUGGCUGCAGGGCUGGAGAGGCCUGCACCGUGGCCAACUUUACUCGAGGCUGCUUCCGGGAUAGCCCUUGUCUACAGAACCCCUGUCACAAUGAUGGCCGGUGUCAGGAGCAAGGGGACACCUUCAUCUGCCAUUGUGACCUGGGUUAUGGAGGAGAACUCUGCACAGAACCUCGGGAUAUCCCGUCCAGAAAAAAGCUAGAAUUAUCCAGCUUACUGACCAUCGUGCCAGGAGUGAUUGUGGUGCUCUUAGUCCCCGACUUGCUGAUUAGAGUGAGAACUGCCAUAGCGAGGAGGGGGAGGGAGAAACUGUUGAGACAAAAUAGACAUAGGCUGGAGGGUACAGAUGUUCCAGAGCCUGCCUUCAGAGCCUCCAAGUUCUGACUUGUCCUCAGAAAAACAGAUGAAAUAAUUUAUUUUUUAAAUUUUUUUUACAUUUGUUAUUGUGUGGCUGUGUGUUAUGUAUAUGUGGGGUGCACAUGGCUGCCAUUCUCAAGUCUGGCAAUUUGUGGGAAUCAGUUCUCUCCUUUUACUUUGUGGGAUGUAGGGAUUGAGCCUGGGUCACCACACUUCACAGUGAAUGCCUUCUCCACUGAGAUACCUCGCUAUUUAUUUAUUUGUUUAUUUAUUUAUUUAUUUAUUUAUUUAUUUAUUUACUUACUUACUUACUUACUUAUUUUAUGCCCUGGCAAUGCUGAAGCACGCAUGGGCAGCCCAUGUAUGGAGGUUCUAUUGAACUUGUCCAUAUUGGGUUUCAUGAUCUAAAUUUAUGAGGAUGACUGACCUGGUCUCUUCCUCAAGAAGGCACAAAUCUAAUUACAGAUGGUUGUGAGCCACCAUGUGGUUGCUGGGGAAUUGAACUCAGGACCUUUGAAAGAGCAGGCAGUGCUCUUAACCACUGUACCAGCUCUCCAUACUUAAUGCUUUUAGAUGUGGAUUUCCCCUGAUUGUGGUGGAGGCAGUUUGUGUGGGAGACAAAGAGGUGUGUGUGGGUCCCUAGAGGCUGGAUGCUGUGCAAAGGUCCACAGGGAGAGAGGCUUAAGGCUCAGGAAGGAGAAUUUCACUCACUGAAAGCCAGACCAGCGGGCCACUCAGUCUUGAUAACCAGCAAUGGAAGACAGAAGGGCAGGGACGGAAACUCCUGGAAGGAAGGAUGAACUGGCCCGAGAGCCCUGCAAGUCAGGAGAAAAGGCUUCCCAUGCACAUGCUUUGUUUGUUUGUUUGUUUGUGUUUUAGGACAAAUUAUUAUAUAACUGAGGAUGACUUUGGACUUGCCCUGCCUCCACCUGUUGAGAUUACAGGCACAUGUCACUGUUGGUAGUUUGUGCUGGCGCUGGAGCCCAGGGUUCUGUGAAUGCUCGGCAAGCACUCCGCACCAGAGCUCGUCCUACAUUUUCCUUACCCCAGAGACCCCAUUUUAAAAAACAUGUGUGAGUGUGUGCACAUAUGUGUCCGUGUGUGUACAGGUGCUGUUGUGUGACACCCGUUCCUGUAAAGACAUGAAUAGACAUCUGCUUAUCCCAGACAGGGAACCAACAAUGGACCAAAGUGGCAACACCGCCCAGUUCCAGCGUGGUGAACUAAUGAGUGUCCAUGAGCAGUCACAGCAGCAGAAAUGACGCGGAGGUAGCCGCGCCGGCUCAUGGCAGCUGGAGACCCGGUGCUCGCUGCACGACUUGCAGGCAGCCUGACAGAUUGGAGGGCAUCCCCAGCUUGUCCGAGUGUUCUCAGCAGUCCUUACUGCUGAUAUAGGCUGGGCCAAGAGGGGCCUAGUGCGUCUGCUCAGCUCGAGGGACGUCCUGAAUUGUUUACUUCCUGAGCCUGCAGGAGCUUCCCUUUGAACACCCCGAGUCAGAACUUUGCUUUAUUCGUUGAGUGUGUGUGCGUGUAGGAGAGAAUGUCUGCCAUAUGUGUGCAGAUGCUCAUAAAGCCAGAACCUGAGGACACUGGAGUCACAGGCAGUUCUAAGCCAGCUGCUGUGGGUGCUGGGAACCAAACUCAGAUCCUCCGGAAGAGCAGCAAGUGCUCUUAGGCAUGGAGCGGUCUCUUCAGCCCAACAUCCUGAACCCCAGCACGCUUCUCGCCCAGUAGCUGCACACUUCCCUGUGUGCACACUCAAGACGUAGUGGGCAGAGGACAGCCCUGCUGUCAUUCCUCGGGCCCCUUCCACCUUGUCUUUGCCCAGCGGCUAGGCUAGCUGGCCAGCCAGCUCCCACAUAUCCAUCCACCUCUCCUUCCCGGCUGCUCCCCACUGCUGUUCUAGUGCAGACUGCUACGUCAGGCCAUGGGGAUAAAUGGGCAACAAACACUUCACCGAGCCAUUUCUCCAGCACCCAGUGGGUUUUAUUUGUUCUGAUGCUCACACAUACGUGUAGAGGUCAGAAGACAGCUAGAGGGGGUCAGUUCUCUUUACCUAGGCACCAAACUCAAGCUCGGCAGCAAGCACCUUUACCAGCUGAGCCAUGUCACUGCUAUGCCCCUUGCUUAAGGUGGCUUCAGACUUCCUCUAUAACCCUAGCUGGCCUUGCACUCAUUGUGCUCAGAGUCUUCCUACUUCAGGCUCCUGAGUCUAGGGACUCCACAGGUCUAAGAGCCCAGGUUCGUGGAGGACUGGGCCUCUGAGUUCCUCCACUAGGGGGAAGCAAGGCUAUUCCAGGUUUUGUUUCUAAUUGUCCCCCUCCCAGAGGGUGUCACACCCUCUUCAUUCCUCCCUUUCUCCAGUUGGUUACCCUUCAGUUGGUUACCAUGGAAACUGUGGGUGGGGUUACAGGCUUUGGGAGCCCUUCUGACAACCCAAGUAGAAAGGACCACCACCUAGCCCAGCCAGAGAAGGCCAAGGUGUAUACGUUACACCCUGAGAGUCUGUCUCCUUCUAGGUUCCUCCUUGCUUAGGCAAAACCUAGUGGUGGAUCGGACUGUUAGGACCUCAAGACACUGGGAUUUAGCAGGUUGACACAUGCCCUGGGAGAUAUGAUUAAUCCAUCUGUGUGACAACUAGACCUUCGGGGACCUUUCCUGAAGCCAGCCAAACCCAAUCCAAGUAUCGAAAGGGCUGGGCAUGGAGGGCCCUGCACGGCCGUGUUUUCCUUCCCCUUACCUGGGAAGGCACAGUGCACCUCUGCAGAGCAGCCUCCUGCCUUGAGCCCAGUUUCUCCACCUGGCCACCAUCUUUGCAGCUCCGCUCCUUUGGCCUUCAUCCUCAUUCUUCCCCAGGGUGGAUGUGGGGCAGUCGGCUGGGCUGGUGCCCCAGAGACUCCCCUUCCUUGUAGUAUUGAGCCCCUCCCACCCGCCAGGAAGAGAGGAGACAAAGAACUUAGUGUGAUUUCGUGCCUAUCUCUGCACUCCAGAGGCUGAGGCAGGAGGAUAGUGAGUUCAGGCUGGCCUGGACUAUAUAGCAAGCCCUAGUCACAAAAUAUGUGUGUGUGUGGGGGGGCUAGUUUAGUCAGUAGGCGAACACUAGAAUCAGGAGUCUGUCUGCAGUGGAGGAGGGGGCCAAGCAACAGGGGUGGCAGUGUGGGCUUAGCAUUCUAGAACUGCGGACGGAAGAAACUGAAUUCCUAGACUUGCUGGCCACCCAGCCUAGCCCACUUGGCUAGUAUACUGCCCCAGGUCAGUGAAGAGACCCCGUCUGUUUGUCUCUAUUUCACACAAACAGCCAAGAAACUAGCGAGAUGGGCUCAGUGGUGGUGAAGAGCCCUUGCUGCUCUUACAGAGAACCAGAAUUUUAAGUUCCCAACACCCGGGUCUCAACAGCCUAGAACUCCAGCUCCAGGAGAUCUAGCAUACUCUUUCUGGCCUCUGUGGACACAUACAUCCACAUGGACAUAACCCCCCAACAGAGCUGAAUACACACACACACACACACGCACACACACACACACACACACACACACGUUGGGGGCUUCACAAAGGCUCACAGCAUGGGAAAUCAUAGACAGGAACACUGCCUGGGGUUCCUGUGCUAUGAGGCUCUGCCUCCCUCCACUGCAGAGAGCAGCUGUGGGAAAGGUUUCAAGCUCCAUCAGGCGAGCCAGGGUUCGGCCUGCCCUCACAGGUGUCCCAAAGGGAAGGCAGAAGAGGCAGCAGACACUACAAGGGGAGUGUGGAAGCUGCGAUGGGGGGUGGCUCUCCUCCUCUUGUCUGGGAGGGAGCAGCUCCCCCUCCUCUUCCCAGGAGGCCAGGAAAACCUGCCUGGGCAGCAUCCUGAAUGGGGGAAUUGUCCCGAGAGCUCCCUGGCGUCUGUGCACACGUGUGAGGGCCCCCCUUUCAGCCACUCCCCAUCUUUCCCUUCCCCCACAGCCCAGGCCAGCUCUCCCAUGACCACUAAACCAUCCGCAGCUGUGGAGGACUGUGGGCUAUAGGCUGGGGCUUCCCUCAUACAGCCCCUGCCAAGGCAAAGGAGACAGAGGAGGGGCAGGAGAUGGCAGCCCCACCCCGGAGGUGCCUGAGGCUCUUGGCAGGGGCAGCUGGAGCAGUUAGCACCAGCUGCCAGUGACUCACCUCCCACCAA